AUGGCGCCCAGCAAUCAAGAACCCGUCCCGCCCCCCGAUGCCGGCAGCAGCUCCGCCCCCGAUCUCCAAAUCCUCGGCGACGAAAUCACCCUGCAACCUAGCGGGUUCGUAGAGCCAGAGCGCGGUCAAGAGGGCAAGGAGGAGGCAUUGAUGCAUCAGUUUGCCUCGUUCCGCACCGAGCCUCUGCAGUUCCUUCGCGAAGUGUCGCUCUACGUUUCCGGCCAAGGCUGGCGCGCGUACGACAAUGUCGUCGGCCAACCCGUCUUUUACUCGGGCUUUUCGGAAAACAUGAAGUCCAUGGUCCUUUCGGCGCCCCUGCUGCAGAAACGCAUCGCCGAGCUGGCCGACAACAGGGUCAACGUCGAGGUCCAGGAAGGCCUGAUCAACCAGGACGACAGGGAGUUUGGCGUCAAGCGCGCGCAGAGGCGCAGCGCCCUCGAGAACGGGCUCCAGCAGGUCGCCGAGAAGAUGACCGACGACAUGAUCUGCAAGAUGGAGAGCAAGACGUUCAUCCGCGGCGCCUACUACAUGACCACCCAGCUGCUCACCAGGGCUUACCACCAGGGAAUCCAUGUCUCGAGCGAAGAAGUGCUGCGCCUGCGCAAGGUGGCCGACGCCGCGGCCAAAAGGAAGCAGAGCAUCAUCUUUCUCCCGAGCCAUCGGUCUCACGUCGACUACGUCUCGCUGCAGCUCAUCUGCUACCGCCUCGGGCUUACCCUGCCCAUCGUGGUGGCCGGAGACAACCUCAACUUCCCCCUGGUCGGCAGCUUUCUGCAGCACGCCGGCGCCAUGUGGAUCAGACGCUCCUUCGGCGACGACGCCCUGUACUCCACCCUUGUGCAAAGCUACAUCGACACCCUGCUCCAGGAAGGCUACAACUUUGAAUGCUUCAUCGAGGGAGGCCGGUCCCGCACGGGCAAGCUUCUACCGCCCAAGUUUGGCAUCCUGAGCUUCAUCCUGGACAGCAUCCUCUCGGGCCGUGUCAAGGACGCCAUCGUGUGCCCCGUCAGCACGCAGUACGACAAGGUCAUCGAGACGGAAGGCUACGUCACCGAGCUGCUUGGCGUGCCAAAGAAGAAGGAAAACCUCGCAGACUUUGUCUCGGGAGGAUCGUCCGUUCUGUCGCUCAAGCUUGGCCGGGUCGAUGUCAGGUUCCACGAGCCCUGGAGCUUGCGAAAUUUCGUGGACCAGCAGCUGUCCCGCGUCUCGUCGAUCCCGCCCGGCCUGGACACGGAUCGCCAGAACCCGCAGGUCAAGGCGGUCCGGGAGAAGAUCCUUCGGACCAUGGGCUACAAGGUCUUGGGCGACAUCAACGCCGUCUCGGUGGUCAUGCCAACAGCCCUGAUCGGCACCGUGCUCCUCACUCUGCGGGGCCGCGGCGUCGGCCACCAAGAGCUUGUCCGGCGCGUCGAAUGGCUGACGGCGCGGAUCCGGGCCAAAGGCGGCCGCGUCGCCCACUUUGGCAACGCGCCCACGUCGGACAUCAUCAAUCGCGGGCUGGAAGUUCUCGGAAAGGAUCUCGUCGGAGUUGUCGACGGGCUGGCAGAGCCCACGUUCUACGCUGUCGAUCGUUUCCAGCUCUCCUUCUACCGGAACAUGACCAUCCACCUGUUCAUCUACGAGGCUCUCGUGAGCGCAGCCAUGUACACGCGGGUGAAGCUCGGCGGCGGCUCUGCUAUCCAGGACAUCACGUACGAAGAGCUUAAAGGCCAAGUGCUCUUCCUGUCGUCACUCUUCCGCGGCGAGUUCAUCUUUGGAUCCGCAGGCCUGGCGACCAACCUAGAAAACACGCUCCGGGGUCUCGAAGCCGACCAGAUUGUCCGCGUCGACCGUGACGAGAAGGGCAACAUCACCACGGUUGGCUUGUCCGCAGAGGAGCGCAAGGCGGGCCGUGAGAAUUACGACUUUUACUGCUUCCUGAUUUGGCCCUUUAUCGAGGCCAGCUGGCUCGCCGCCGUCUCGUUGAUGGGCUUGUCGCCGCCGCUUGGCACCAACGGGGACAUUUGGAUCGAAUCGGCCAAGGCACAAGACAGUGCUCAGCUGCUCGGCAAGACGCUGUAUCACCAGGGCGACUUGUCCUACUUUGAGGCGGUCAACAAAGAGACGCUCAAGAACUCGUACGCGCGGUUCCAGCAGGAGCACAUCGUGCACGUUGUCAAGUCCAAAGACCUCAAGAUCCCGCCGAGGCUGCAGCUCGACCCGGAGUGGCGGCCGUUGCGCGAUGCCACGACGGGCGCUCUCCUUGCCGAGGGCAAGCUGUGGGAUUUCACGGAAAAGAUUGCCAGCUCCAGGCGCGAAGGCAAGAACAGGCGCGACGGAGCCACCGUCAGCGUCCGCGUGCUGCGACUGACAGACCAGCUGGGAGCCAGCUUGUACGCGCAGGCCACGGAGGCCGACAAGUCCGGCAAGAACAAGGUCCCCAGCCGGCUCAGCCAGGAGGAUCAGGAAGCGCACAGGAGUGAAUUGCGCCGGAAGAAGAAGCGCAUCCAGAAGGCGCACCUGUAG
Ustilaginoidea virens is the source of this 2505-nucleotide messenger RNA. RefSeq lists its product as uncharacterized. The record is from RefSeq and is a predicted model, not a curated record. Lineage: Eukaryota; Fungi; Ascomycota; Sordariomycetes; Hypocreales; Clavicipitaceae. The transcript is spliced from 3 exons. Bases 1 to 2505 code for a protein of 834 amino acids. Gene Ontology annotation, cellular component: mitochondrial membrane.